UCUUGAAACCCGGUCGCCAACGGGCCGCAGUCCCAGAAGGGAGCCGCAGUGUGCGAGGAGACUGCGUCUCCACUGGCCAGCCAAGAGAGGCCCUGGGGUCGCGCUGGGCGCCCGACGGGCCCUCCCCAGGGACCCGCCUGCCCCACACCGCCCCGCCCCGCCGGGCGCUCCGCAUCAGGUGCCCCGGCCCCAGCCCUACCUGCGGGCUCCAGGCUCCUGGGGCUUCCAGAGGAUGCUCGGGCCACCUGCGGGGACCUCGGGGCAGCAGUGAGGUCCUCUCCUCCUGUGCCGGGGGCUCCCCCAGGGGGCCGAGCAUGGUGGUUUUCCCUUGGAACCUCCUGGCUUGGGACGUCUGAGAAGAUGCCUGCCAUGAGGCUGUUCACUUGCUUCCUGCAGCUCCUGGCUGGGCUGGCACUGCCCGCUGUGCCCCCCCAGCAGUGGGCCUUGUCUGCUGGGAAUGGCUCAUCGGAGGUGGAAGUGGUGCCCUUCCAGGAAGUGUGGGGCCGCAGCUACUGCCGGGCACUGGAGAAGCUGGUGGACAUUGUGUCGGAGUACCCCAGCGAGGUGGAGUACAUCUUCAGCCCGUCCUGCGUCUCCCUGAUGCGCUGCACAGGCUGCUGCGGCGACGAGAACCUGCACUGUGUGCCCAUAGAGACCGUCAAUGUCACCAUGCAGGUCCUGAAGAUCCGCGCUAAGACCCGGCCCUCCUACGUGGAGCUGACAUUCUCUCAGCACAUCCGCUGCGAGUGCAGGCCUCUGUGGGAGAAGAUGAAGCCAGAAAGGAGGAGACCCAAGGGCAGGGGGAAGAGGAAGAGAGAGAAGCAGAGACCCACAGACUGCCACCUGUGCGGCCAUACUGUUCCCCGGAGGUAACCGGCCCCUCGGAGGAGAGUCGCCUCCGCCCGGCUCCUGUAUUUAUUAUUACGGCCACACUCAGUCCCCUCCCUGCUGACGCCUCUAUUUAUUAGCCAGUUGUAUCCCUGCUGAAUGACUUGCUCCCUCCGCGAUGAGGGGCAGGGAGGGACAGGACCCUCAGGAAUUCAGUGCCUUAAACAGAAC
Messenger RNA from Mustela erminea (ermine), 1059 nucleotides. RefSeq names its product placental growth factor (gene PGF). Gene Ontology annotation, molecular function: growth factor activity; chemoattractant activity; vascular endothelial growth factor receptor binding. Gene Ontology annotation, biological process: induction of positive chemotaxis; vascular endothelial growth factor receptor signaling pathway; positive regulation of protein phosphorylation. Gene Ontology annotation, cellular component: membrane. The transcript is spliced from 7 exons. The coding region runs from base 361 to 873 and encodes 170 amino acids. The record is from RefSeq and is a predicted model, not a curated record. Lineage: Eukaryota; Metazoa; Chordata; Mammalia; Carnivora; Mustelidae.